Messenger RNA from Neofelis nebulosa (Clouded leopard), 2124 nucleotides. RefSeq names its product sorting nexin 6 (gene SNX6). Gene Ontology annotation, biological process: intracellular protein transport. The transcript is spliced from 14 exons. NCBI's taxonomy places the organism in Eukaryota, Metazoa, Chordata, Mammalia, Carnivora, Felidae. Gene Ontology annotation, cellular component: endosome. The record is from RefSeq and is a predicted model, not a curated record. Gene Ontology annotation, molecular function: phosphatidylinositol binding; dynactin binding. Bases 211 to 1431 code for a protein of 406 amino acids.
GGUGCUUCGACCUUGGGCGGAGGGCCCUGCCUUCCUUUUUCCUACCGCUCAUGGCCCCCGGCCCUCGGCUCCAGGGCGGGGCGGAGCGGGCUGCUCCGAGGCCCCGCCCCCGCCUGCCGCCACCAGCCCCGCCCCUCCCGCUGCUGCCGGCUCUCUCUCCGGCCCCGCGGUGCGGUGCGCGCCUGCGCUGGCCCUCGACUCGGAGCAGCCAUGAUGGAAGGCCUGGACGACGGCCCCGACUUCCUCUCGGAGGAGGACCGCGGACUUAAAGCAAUAAAUGUAGAUCUUCAAAGUGAUGCUGCUCUGCAAGUGGACAUUUCUGAUGCUCUGAGUGAGAGAGAUAAAGUAAAAUUCACUGUUCACACAAAGAGUUCGUUGCCAAAUUUUAAACAAAAUGAGUUUUCUGUUGUUCGACAACAUGAGGAAUUUAUCUGGCUUCAUGAUUCCUUCGUUGAAAAUGAAGACUAUGCAGGUUAUAUUAUCCCACCAGCACCACCAAGACCUGACUUUGAUGCUUCAAGGGAAAAACUACAGAAGCUUGGAGAAGGAGAAGGGUCCAUGACAAAGGAAGAAUUCACAAAGAUGAAACAGGAACUGGAAGCUGAAUAUUUGGCAAUAUUCAAGAAGACUGUUGCAAUGCAUGAAGUGUUCCUAUGUCGUGUGGCAGCACAUCCUAUUUUGAGAAAAGACUUAAAUUUCCAUGUCUUCUUGGAAUAUAAUCAAGAUCUGAGUGUGAGAGGAAAAAAUAAAAAAGAAAAACUUGAAGAUUUCUUUAAAAACAUGGUUAAAUCAGCAGAUGGAGUAAUUGUUUCAGGAGUAAAGGACGUAGAUGAUUUCUUUGAGCAUGAACGAACAUUUCUUUUAGAAUAUCAUAACCGAGUUAAGGAUGCAUCUGCUAAAUCUGAUAGGAUGACAAGAUCCCACAAAAGUGCUGCAGAUGAUUACAAUAGGAUUGGUUCUUCGCUAUAUGCUUUAGGAACUCAGGAUUCUACAGAUAUAUGCAAGUUUUUCCUCAAAGUUUCAGAACUAUUUGAUAAAACCAGAAAAAUAGAAGCACGAGUGUCUGCUGAUGAGGACCUCAAACUUUCUGACCUUUUAAAAUAUUACUUAAGGGAAUCUCAAGCUGCUAAGGAUCUCCUCUAUCGAAGAUCUAGGUCACUAGUGGAUUAUGAAAAUGCUAAUAAAGCACUGGAUAAAGCAAGAGCGAAAAAUAAAGAUGUUCUUCAGGCUGAGACAUCCCAACAAUUAUGUUGUCAGAAAUUUGAAAAAAUAUCUGAAUCUGCAAAACAAGAACUUAUAGAUUUUAAGACGAGAAGAGUUGCCGCAUUCAGAAAAAAUUUAGUGGAACUGGCAGAGUUAGAACUGAAGCAUGCAAAGGGUAACCUACAGUUGCUGCAGAACUGCUUGGCAGUGUUAAAUGGAGACACAUAAGCCACACUCCGCCUUUGGUUAAAAAGGGCUGCCUUCCUUCAGAUUUUAUUUUUGUUUUCUUAAUGAGAUUAGGCAUUUACUGCUCACUGGAAACAAAAGAAACAGCUGACCAAGUGCAUCUACUCUCCUUUUUUUCUGAGAAGCGAUGGAGCGGUGCCGUCCACGGGUUUUGCGGGUCCGUCCGUCGGUGUGGUGGAACGCUGCCCUCCUGCAGCUCCCCGUGUGCUCCCUGGGACGGUUGUCCAUCACCGUGCGCUCCUCCUCUUCCGAAGCCCAGCGUUCAGUCCUUUUUUUAAGUAGCCUCUGUAACCGUCUUUAUUUUCUGAAUAGCGUUCCUUACGGCUGCCAAUCUUAUUUCCCUUUAAGUAAUUUCUGAUGUUUAACCCUUUCAAAGAUGCAUUGUUCAGACAAGAUAAAGGUUGCCAUUACCUUUUGUUUUCUCUUGGCGUUUUUGUUAUGUUUUGUUUUGCUUUUUUAAAAACAUUGUAUGCCACCUUAGUUCAUCCAUGUAUCCUGGUAAAAGCAUCUUAAUCAGACUUAUUUUUAAUUAAUGAACAUUUCUUAGAAGUUUUGGGACAGACUUUAUGUAAUCUUUAUAAGUAUGAUUUCUGAUGAAGAGCAACUGCAUUAGUAUGUUUGCCUUAAACUUGUAGACUAAACCGACUAUUGUCAAAUAAACUGUGGUAACAGUGA